AUGUGUGACCAGGAAUUUAACCAGGGCCAUCUGUGUGACCAAGAGUUUAACCAUGGCCAUCUGUGUGACCAGGAGUUUAACCAUGGUCAUCUGUGUGACCAGGAGUUUAACCAGGGCCAUAUGUGUGACCAGGAAUUUAACCAGGGCCAUCUGUGUGACCAAGAGUUUAACCAUGGCCUUCUGUGUGACCAGGAGUUUAAUCAUGGCCAUCUGUGUGACCAGGAGCUUAACCAUGGCCAUCUGUGUGACCAGGAGUUUAACCAUGGUCAUCUGUGUGACCAGGAGUUUAAACAUGACUAUCUGUGUGACCAGGAGUUUAACCAGGGCCAUCUGUGUGACCAGGAGUUUAACCAUGGCCAUCUGUGUGACCAGGAGUUUAACCAUGGUCAUCUGUGUGACCAGGAGUUUAAACAUGACUAUCUGUGUGACCAGGAGUUUAACCAGGGCCAUCUGUGUGACCAGGAGUUUAACCAGGUCCAUCUGGGUUGUACCGACGUUCUGUGCUGUAUGAUCUUCGUACUGUUUGUUAUUGGCUACAUUCUGUUAGGAUUCUUGGCUUGGACACAUGGUGACCCCAGGAGAGUGGCCUAUCCUACAGACAGCCAGGGACACUUUUGUGGCCAGAAGGGAACCCCCAAUGAGAACAAGACCAUUUUGCUUUACUUUAACCUGUUCAGAUGUGCCAACCCUUCCAUGAUUCUUAGGCUACAGUGCCCCACUACACAGAUCUGCGUCUCCAAGUGCCCUGAGAGAUUUCUAACCUACUUGGAAAUGCAAUUUUUGACCCGAGAAGACAAAAAUCACUGGGAAUACUAUCGCCAGUUCUGCAAGACCACGGCCAGGCCUGCAAAGUCUCUCUCAGAACUUCUGUCCCGCGGUGAUUGUCCCCCAGCAGUCUAUCCAAGCAGACCUUUUCUUCAGAGGUGCCUGCCUGACUUCUCAAAAAUCAAUGGGACCUUAGUAACAGAGAGUAGUGUACAUCUUAAAGACGGAAGCGGGAAGACCAGAAACAUCAUGGAGUUCAGGGAAGCUACAAGAGGCAUCACUAAAAUCCUUGAUGCCAGGAAUAUUGGGCUUAAGGUGUUUGAAGACUACGCAACUACGUGGAAAUGGAUUCUCAUUGGGCUGACGGUUGCCAUGGCACUGAGUUGGAUUUUUUUGAUACUCCUGAGGUUCACAGCAGGAUUCCUCUUCUGUGUCUUCAUGUUUGGUGUGCUUGGAAUUAUAGGAUAUGGCAUAUUCUACUGUUAUCUGCAAUACAUCGAUCUUCAGCAGAAACCACAGUCAUCCAUCCUGAUUUACGAACCUGGGCUUAAAGCCACCAUCAGCAUGUUCUUUCUCUUGAAAUACACUUGGCUCUCAAUGAUGAUCAUCUUGUUCAUCAUUGAAGCCAUCAUCAUCAUCGUGCUCAUCUUCCUCAGGAGGCUGAUGAGAGUGGCCAUCACCCUGCUGAAGGAAGGAAGCAAAGCCAUUGGCUACAUCCCCAGCACGUUAGUCUACCCGGUUUUAACUUUCGUCUUGCUGUCCCUCUGCAUUUCCUACUGGGCUGUGACAGCCUUUUUCUUGGCUACAUCAGGGUUACCGAUAUUCAAAGUCAUGGUCCCACAGGGGAAAUGUAUACACGAAGACGAAACUUGUGACCCAGAGAUAUUUCCUAAAAGUCACAUUCCCAAAGUCUGCCCCGGGGCGUCAUGCAACUUCUAUUCCUACGGUGGAAAGAGUGUGUGUCACAGUUACCACCUGAUCUUCCAGAUCUACAACCUCUUUGCCCUGCUCUGGCUUGUGAACUUUGUCAUUGCAUUGGGUCAGUGCACCCUCGCUGGGGCCUUCGCUUCUUAUUACUGGGCCAUGAGAAAACCAGAGGACAUCCCCAAGUGCCCACUCUUCAUUGCAUUUGGACGAGCAGUGCGAUACCACACGGGGUCUCUAGCCUUAGGAUCUUUGAUUCUUGCAUCAGUCCAGGUGUUUAAAGUGAUCAUAGAAUACAUGAGCUAUCGACUUAAAAGUAAGUUUGCUGAAUUGAUCAAACACUUGUGUGAUAAUAGAGGGAGGGGUGGGGAGCCGGGUAACCUGGUGACUGGUGUGGACCAAGGUGGAAAGGGUAGAAUUAGCACUAAUCAUUUUCUUCAGAUUGCAUUAUACGGUAAAAACUUCUGUGAGUCGACAAAAGAAUCUUUCUCUCUGCUCAUGAGAAACAUUCUAAAAGUCGCAGUUACAGAUGAAAUCACAUGCUUCAUACUACUCCUGGGAAAAAUCCUAGUCUCUGGGAUUGUAGGUCUCCUGGCCUUCCUACUCUUCACAGAGCGGCUGCAAAAGAUUGUAGAAGGACCAACAACUUUAAAUUACUACUGGGUACCUUUCCUGACUCUUGUGCUUGGAUCUUACCUGAUUGCUCAUGGGUUCUUCAGCGUCUAUUCAAUGUGUGUUAAAACCAUUAUCAUCUGCUUCUUGGAAGACUUAGAAAGGAACGAUGGCUCUCCUUCCAGACCCUAUUUCGUGACUCCGGACCUCAAGGAGAUUUUGAUGGAGUCAAGAAUGAAUGAGGAUAAGUAUUAG
Messenger RNA from Cricetulus griseus (Chinese hamster), 2556 nucleotides. Lineage: Eukaryota; Metazoa; Chordata; Mammalia; Rodentia; Cricetidae. The record is from RefSeq and is a predicted model, not a curated record.